CAAUGGCAGGUUUGUCAAAUUAUCGAUGCGGUGGUUUGAAUCACGUUUGAAUUGAAAUCUAAAGCUCCGCAUUUCGUUUAAAUAGAGUUCUCAAAUCGUAAAACCAAUUUAUGGACUACAGAAUUUUGUAAUAUAUAAGUGUAAAUCGUAGAAAUAAGCGUAUUAUUACUAAAUCAUGGUUUUGGCUGAGAGGAGUAAUGAUGUUCGGAACGGGAAGCGGUCGAGGGGGCCAAGCCCGAAUGGGCAUGGAAGCCCCGAUUCAAGUUCGGAAGAUGAAAAUGUAGUGCCCUUUGCAGCCGAGAAAAUAAGAGUGGGUCGUGACUAUCAAGCUGUGUGCCCAGAGUUGGAGCCACUAGACCAGCGGAAACCAGAACAGAUGUCAGAUAGAGCUUUGCUGGUGUGGUCUCCCACAGCGGACAUAUCUGAUACCAAAUUGGAUGAGUACAUUACAACUGCAAAAGAGAAAUAUGGGUACAAUGGUGAACAAGCCUUGGGCAUGCUGUUCUGGCAUAAACAUGACCUGAGUAGGGCGUCUAUUGACUUGGCUAACUUCACACCAUUCCCUGACGAGUGGACAGUUGAAGACAAAGUGCUGUUUGAACAAGCAUUUCAAUUUCAUGGAAAGAGUUUUCAUAGGAUAAGACAGAUGUUGCCAGAUAAAUCAAUAGCUUCGUUGGUGAAAUACUACUAUUCAUGGAAGAAAACUAGAGCACGCACAUCUCUGAUGGACGCUGUGAGUGAAGGACGGAAUGCUACUGGUUCAGGCUCUGGGAAGAGAGAGUCUGGUGCUGGCUCUGAUCCAGGUGGCUCAGACAAGGAAUCUGAUAAUGAUGAAAAGGGCGAGGGCGGCGGCGAGGCGGGGAAGUGGUGCACCGUGUGCGGCAUUCAGUGCAACCAAAUCACGGCGCACAACUCGCACAAGUUGUGCCAGGCAUGCCUCGUGCACGCCAGACGCACCGGGACGAUGAGACCGCUCUGCGGGCCGUCGGGGCGACGCGGCCCCGGCUCGAAACAGCAGCGUUACAAGCACCGGUUGCCUCGUGGUAUUUACAUCAAUCACGACGAUCUGGUCGCGAUGGCCACCGGCCCACAGCCUGGCGACCCUCCGCAGGCCGGGCUUAUCAAUCAGGGUGAAGCUAUGCUCAAAGCCAUGGACAGAGAAAUUAUAUCACUGAAGCGACAAGUGCAGCAAAAUAAGCAGCAACUGAGCGCGAUGAAGCGCAAGGUAGGCGACAGCGGUGUGGAGGAAUAUAGACCGGGCGAGCCGCCGGCAAAGAUCAACUCUCGUUGGACCAAUGACGAGUUGCUGAUGGCUGUCACAGCGGUUAGGAAAUAUGGCAAGGACUUCCAAGCGAUCGCUGAGACACUGGGCACGAAGACGGAGGCCCACGUGCGCACGUUCUUCAUCUCGUACCGGCGCCGGUUCAACCUCGACGCAGUGCUCAGGGAACAUGAAGCGGACCGCGGCAGCGCGCAUCACAUACAGGCUGGAACAACAAGCACGGAAAAUGCUGAAAGCGGCACUGAGAACACAACAGCUAGUAACAAUAGCACAGGAUCUCCACAGAGUGCUAAUAAAGAUGAAAAGAUGGAGGUGGAUAGCGAGGGCGUGGCGCUGGGUGCACCUGCGGAGCAGGGCGGGCCGCCCACCACGCCACCCAAGCACAAACCCUCAAGCAAGUGAUGCGCCUCGCCCCCGGCGCAUAAUUGCGUCCUCUUUUGAUCACCACCACGCACCUGCUUUCCACGGCCUUGCAUUAUAAAGGAACCUACUUAUGCGAAGAAAGAUAAUGUGUCUUACUCAUUCUAUCGCAUAAAUACUUCCCGCAUCUGAUUGGCUCUUGGAAAGGAACGCACUUAUGCGAAAGA
Hyposmocoma kahamanoa is the source of this 1869-nucleotide messenger RNA. It is a transcript of the gene CoRest, whose product is annotated as REST corepressor 1. The record is from RefSeq and is a predicted model, not a curated record. Gene Ontology annotation, molecular function: transcription corepressor activity. Gene Ontology annotation, biological process: negative regulation of DNA-templated transcription; regulation of transcription by RNA polymerase II. NCBI's taxonomy places the organism in Eukaryota, Metazoa, Arthropoda, Insecta, Lepidoptera, Cosmopterigidae. The coding region runs from base 176 to 1684 and encodes 502 amino acids. Gene Ontology annotation, cellular component: histone deacetylase complex; transcription regulator complex. The transcript is spliced from 10 exons.